Molecule: messenger RNA, 2323 nt
Organism: Ictalurus punctatus (channel catfish)
Lineage: Eukaryota; Metazoa; Chordata; Actinopteri; Siluriformes; Ictaluridae
Exons: 9
Coding region: 1005-2111 (368 amino acids)
Source: RefSeq, a predicted model, not a curated record
GUCUUAUAGUAUCUAUAAUAUUAUACACAACUUGCUUAAUAGUGGAUGUGCAUUGAUUGUGCAACCGCAAUCAGAUGUUAUUCCACGAAUUUCGCAUGAAUUUCAGUAAAUAUGGGAAAUUAUUCAAUUUGUCAUAACAAACACCAAGUCUCAAGUUUAACCUUAGUUCAUGUGAUUUAUGUAAAUUGUUACGAAUUUGCAAGUGUCAUACUAUUAGAGGUAGGAUUUAGAGCGAUUAUCAAUGAUCAGAGUCUCUGAUUUGAACUUAUUUACCGGUUAGCUGUUUAGAAAGAGUGUACAGAACACCUCAGAUAAAUGACUGCCACACGAUAGCAAACUGCUGAAGCAAGAAACCACUCAUUAUCUCUUCUUGAAUGCUUUGAUGUCAUGUCAGUUCUGAGAUAUCUGACUCUCCCAAGGGACAGCCCUUGAUUUAAACGCCUUGAGUAAUUUUAAUGGAGUUCAUUUAGAGAGGUAAGUACAGCUUAAUAUCAAGCUUAAUAUAGCUUUAAAUGUUUCAAAAGAACAAGAAAACGACACUUUUCAGAAUUUUGAAAAAUGUCAACUCUAGGUCACUGUUUAACUGUAGGCAAAUGUGUGACGUUAAUUAAAAGGUCAGAUUUUCCUCGAGUCUUAUCUCUUCCACUGAAGCGCGUGUCCAUACGGCAUUCCAGCGGGAUUGAUCUAAGGUCGGGUUUUACGCAAACUUGUGGAGUACAUUCCAGUUCGAGUGCACGCUGUCGUUAAAGCACGUUUCAAUUUGUAAUGAAAAUCUGUAUACCUGUAUGAAAAUGACUCGGUAUUGACGCAUUCGAGUGCGCUCUCAGACCUUUGGACACUACUGUAUCAAUCACGCAUGAAGGAAAACUUCUUCCGGGACCUUCAAGUCCUCGACGCGAAUCUAGACCGGGGGAGUGAAAGAAAUGUUUUAGACAAGCAGAAGGUCUGGACGGCGUUUUCCGGAGUGUCCUGAUGGCGCCGACGUUAAAACGUGCACUCGUGACAUGGACCCCGUCGCGUUUAACACCUACACGGAGUUCUUCACCCACGCCCACAGUAUUUGCCACUACCUCCAGAGUGAGCAGUGGCAGCAUCGGGCGGAAAACACCAUCCACAGGCUGACGGAGAGCUCAGCCGGUGUGGCCGAGCAGCUUGCGUCCACCCAGAGGAUGGCCGAGGAUCUAGUAGAGGCCCAAAGUGCAGCUCUCAAAUCUCAGGAAACCAUCCUGCGCAACGGGGAAGAGCUCAAGACCACACUGCAGCACUCCACAAAGGGUCUGAGGGAUGUGUUUGCUGAGAUGAGGCAUUCUGUCCAGGAGCAGCAGGUGGCGUUUGCCGAGAUCUUUAAACGCGUCGCUUUCCUUCAGAGCUUCAUCAUGUCCGAGUCACACACUCUCAGCUCUCUGUUGUACAACGCGCUGGGGUUCUGCGCGUCCUUCCUGCUCACCUCUACACGCCGCACCUCAGGAGCGAGGCUUUUUCUGUUCGGGCUGGUGGCUCUGAAUGUCUACCUGGAGCGUUUGAUUUGUAGGAUGGUGCUGGAAGAUGAUAAUCCUGGAUAUCAGCAGAUGGAGCGGAUCGCCUUUUUGGUUGGGCUUCUCAGGAAGUCCAUGGUGAUGAUCGCCUGCGUCGUUCUGCUAUACUUUGCCACCCGGUUCCGCAACGUGAACAGGGAAAGUCUGGAGAUACUGAGGGAGCUGAAAGAGACUCACACUAAUCUUCAGCAAACCUUGAGGAAAGCAGAACGUCUUUCAGGGGCUUUAAAUGGCUGUACGAAACCCAGACAGGAGCAGUGGGGUAGAAAGUGGGAUCGAGAAGAGAAGAGCAGCAUGGUCAUUCUGCAUCCUUCUGGCGCCAUAGAGGCCACCUUGCCGUCAAUUUCUUCCCUACAAAGGAGCCGACAGUGUAAGAGCUCUGUUCCACCACUGGAGGCUCCGAGUACCUCAGAGGUCCCAAAAAGACUGCAGCGUCGUUCCUCAGGCUCCCGUGUGCCUAACUCUUCAGCAGUCGUCUACAGCGUGAUCCUGGAGGACAGCCGCAACCAGCCGAGGUACAGCCUGAGGAGCAGGAAAUCCUUAUGCGCCCUGGAGCCAGAAGGCAACAGAGACUGAUAAUGAUCUGUUCAGGUGUGUGUGUGUGUUGGGGGGAUGGGGGUGCAAGGGGGUGUGACGGGUGACCAUGUCUGUGAAAUAUGGACGUCUCUUAGCUGUUUUGAUCACAUUUCACUUUUUUUUUCAUGAAUUUCUUGUGGAUUCUUUUAAUAAAUCUGCUUUUAAUAAUCAGGACUGUUAUGAACAUGGUUAAUAAAUUCAUCUUCGGGUGU